Drosophila eugracilis is the source of this 4755-nucleotide messenger RNA. RefSeq names its product transport and Golgi organization protein 1 (gene Tango1). Lineage: Eukaryota; Metazoa; Arthropoda; Insecta; Diptera; Drosophilidae. The transcript has 8 exons. Gene Ontology annotation, cellular component: endoplasmic reticulum membrane; endoplasmic reticulum exit site. Gene Ontology annotation, biological process: protein secretion; vesicle cargo loading; endoplasmic reticulum to Golgi vesicle-mediated transport. Gene Ontology annotation, molecular function: protein binding. The coding region runs from base 384 to 4517 and encodes 1377 amino acids. The record is from RefSeq and is a predicted model, not a curated record.
AGAUAGUUUCUGUUAAAAUAUUUCUGAAAUAAAUUUCAUUUUCAUAUUCAUAUUUUUUAAUUUAAACUUGACAGAAGUUAUGUUGAGAACACAAGUUUUUCGAACACAAGUUUGUCUUCCAUUCAAAUUUAUCUUAACAUUUCUGUUAAUGAUUAUCUCUUGUAGUGAUACCAACUAAUCAAAUUUAUAAAAUGCCAUCUAUUACUAAAUAUUUAAUUUUGAAUACGGUCGCACUGAUUGAAAUCCAAUCAAAAGACCUAUCGUAUAUCGAUGCCACAAAAAGCCAACUCAGCUGAAAGAGCCCAUUUUUAUACACAAAAAAUAAGUUGCUGCAGCGAAAUAAGUUAAUUUCCCCUGUCCACUGAGCCCCAAGACAAUGCAAAAUGCGGCUGGCCAACGAGAAAGCGAAAAUGCACCCCCAGCUGAGUGACUUGGCCGUGUUUGUGGGCAUGGCGAUCUGCUGUCUUCCAACUUUGACGUGGGCCGCGACUCUCUCCGACAAGCGACUGUGCGCCGAUCCAAAAUGUGAACAAAUCAUCUCGACGGGCAUUGCCAAAAUCAGCUAUGCCUCCGGAGGCGAAGGUCUGUUAUCCUUUAAGAUUAAUUCCCCUAUUCGCGUUCUAUCCAAGAGUGCCGGCAGUAACAAACAGUUAUGGGGUGUCGAUAUCAACGGGCGUCGAGGAUAUGCCAACAAGGACUUCAUUAUGGAGAAGAAGAUCAUUGUGAAGGACAAGGACCUUGCGUUCGAAGUGCCCGUGCUGGGACCUGGCAGUCCAGUUCAAACCGUGGAAACUCCACUGCAGCCCAUUCUCAACGCUUCUGAGUCAACCGAUGACUUGGCAACGACCACAACAUCGCCACUUGAAGUUAAUGUGCAUUCAAUAGUGGUGGAGCAGGACAAGCUAAAGGAUCAGGAAGUUCCUGAUCCGACAGCGUCUACCAAAGCCCAGAUGCAGCUGGUGGAAGGCACUCAGUUGCCCUUGGAGGCUAUUCCAGCCGUUACCGAAAAUUCCAUUGUUUCAGAGAAGACAGAAGAGCCCCUGGAAGAACUGAAACCUGAAUUCGCCUCGACAGUUGUUGACACGAAUGAGCCGAUGGCGUCAAUUUCUGAGUCCAGUAAACUGAACGAAAGUGUUACUGAACAGCUAUCUUCCACCGAUGGUGAGAAGCCAACUAUACUGCCGCAGGCCAUUAACACUGAACUCGAAGACUCUGAGGAUUUCGAUUAUGGGGAUGAUGAGGCAGACGAAGACGAGCACGACGACGAUGACGACUCCAACGAACCUAGUAAAGAUAACGAACCGAUCACAGAGAAAGCGAACGAUAAGAAAUCAAUUAACGAAUCGAUUGAAUUAAAACCGCCUUUUGUUGAACAAACUAAUACAACUGAUAAAUUGGAGACCGCAAAGGAAGAGUCCAUAACAAAUCCGGUAGAAAAUGACGUACCAAAGCAGGAAGACGAUAAACCCUUAGUUCCAGCCACUCUUGACAGCCCUGUAGUCACUAAACCUCUUUUUGAGUCGGAAACAGAUAAACAGACGGAAGUUAAGGAAGCUCCCAAGGAGGAGUUGGAUGCUGUUGUGAAAACAAAACCUAUAGAUCCUUUGCCAGUCGAGAAUGUUACUGAAAAGUUGGCUGAAUUACCGCAAGUGGCUGUUAAAGAUGAAAUUGAAGAAGAAGUUGCGACCCCUUCUGCCGUAGCUGCGACUAAAGAAGAUAACACUGCUGACCCUGUUAUUGCUCAAUCGGAAAAGCAAACACAAUCACAAACUGAGUCAUUGACCAGCUCAACUGCUCCUGCCGUUGAAGAGAUUCCACUGAAAGCGGAACCUAUUGGCCUACCGCCACUCUUUGAAAAGAAAAACUUUGAGAAUCCCAAUGAUUACUAUAAGCAAUUACAGGAGCAGCAGCAAAAGCAGAGAAUAAUUGAAGAGGCGGAGCAGAAGAAAAGGUUGCAAGAAGAAGCGGAGCAGGAGAAUAGGUUACAAGAGGAGGCAGACAAGGAAAUAAAGUUACAUGAGGAAGCGGAGCAACUGAAGCGAUUAGCUGAGGAGGCAGAGCAGAAUCUACGGGUUCAGGAAGCAGAUCUACAGCAGUUUAAUGAUUCUUUGGAUACACAUUCUAAUGAAGUACUUGAACGAGCUUAUCAGUACCCAUCAAGUGUAGAGCAAACUACUCCAACCCCUGACGCUGAAUCUCCUUACGGCGCAGUUCACGAUGAGACCACACAAGCAUCCUCAGCCGAAGUUGACCGUGCGGGAGUCGGUUCUGUAGAACCUGUAGCUCUUCCCGCGACAGCUAGUCCCGUUUCGGAUGUUCCUGUCAAGGAGGAUGGCGUUGGUUUAGGUCUCUUUGCCACGAUUGUCGACACCGUGAAUAAUUUUAUCGGAAAGGAGCCACAGAGCGCACCGCCAGAUAGCAGCGAUGAACUUCAAAGAAUUCUUUAUCCGGGCAGGCCUGAGCUGGCACCUCUUCAAAAGAAAGCAGAAGGAUCUGUUCCAGUAGAUGUAGAUGGAUACUGUGCUCGUUUCCAAGCUCGAGAUGAGCACUGUCAUAGCACUAUAUCCUUAGAUAAUUUUGCGGAAGUAAUGGCGGGCAAAUUGGUGGAUCACAGUCAACUUUUAUUGUGCGUGGUCAUUGCGGCCGCAUCCUCUUUGUUUUUUGUGUUCGCCUACUACUGUUUCUGCAACAGCAGCCAGGAGGGUGCACUACUUUCCAAGCUGAACCACUUGGAGCGCAGUUUGUUGGCCUCUCAUAAGGAGAACCUGAUCAUCAAGCACGACCUGAUGACUACACGAACGAAAUUGGCCAGCAUUGAGGACAACUCCUUCGGCUCAAAUGAUAUGGUUGCUGACCUAAAGAAGCAGCUGGAAUCGGAGCUUUACGAGAAGGCCAAGCUGCAGGAGCAAGUUAGCUCACUGGAAAGGGAUUUGGACAAUGCGGCUGAGGCUGGCCUGGAACUGAAUAAAAUGCUGUCAGAGGUGCUGAGCAGCCAGAAUGGAGAUGAGGCCUUCAUGAGCACCGUGGACGAGCUGCAGCGUCAGCUAAACGAACAAGAAAAAAUCAUUUUCGAGAUCAACUCGAGUCUGGCGGAGAAGAGUCGCGAGAACAGCGAACUGCAAUAUACUUUCACGGAGGCCACUGCGCGCCUUACCAGCGAUUUGAAAGCUCUACAAGAAGACAACUACGAGUUGGAAAUCGAGAAGUCUAAACUGCAAACAUGUCUUGAGGAAAAUAAGGCCAAAACGGAAUUAGAGCUAGCCAAGGCAUUGGAGUCACGCAACUACGAAAUGCAGAGGCUUCAAAACCAAAUUCUUGAGCUGACCACUAAAUGGGAACGGGAGCACGGCGAAUUGCAGACUAGUCUAGCAAAAAUCGAGGCGCUUGAAGAUUGCCUUAAGGCAGUCAAGAAGGACGCCAACCUAAAUAUACAAGAGCUGAUCACCUCAGCCAAAACCCGUGGCGAACUAAACGCGGCUCAUAAAAAGUUCGUCGACCUGCAGGCGAAGGUGGAGCAGGAAGUUGCACACAAGCAGCGUUUGGAGACCCAGUUGCAGCAGUCGAGUUCAGACGUGGAGCAGCUGAAGCAGGACUUCAACCAAGCAGAGCGCGACAAACUGGAAGCCCAGACACGACUAGAAGUCUUGUCUGGUUACUUCCGCGAGAAGGAGAACGAACUUAAAAAAGAACUAAGUCUACAGGAGACCAAAUGGCUCCAACACCAGGGGGAGAACGCAAGCACUGUGGAGACCCAGACGCUGAUGAAAAACGAAAUCCAAACUCUGAAAUCUCAGAAUGAUGAGCUGCGUGCCGAGAUCGAGGCCCAGAUAGCCUCACACAAGGCCCAGAUGGGCACGCUGGAGAACCGCGCUCAUGAGUCGUGGCUGGCGGCCCGGCAGUCGGAGCGCCGAUGCGAAGAGGCGCUUGCAGAGGCCGCCGGUCUGAGGCGCAAGCUAACCACCAUGGGCAGCGGUGUAGGCGUAGCCGGAGAUCCAGGGGUCAUGGAAGCUAUUGCCGCCAACGGAGCACCUGUGCUAGGGGCGGAACUGAAGACAGCCCCAUCGCCUCUUCCCUUGCCGGGAUCGCCACUGUUGAACAUGCCAAAUCCACUGCCAUUCCUGGCGGCACCCUUCUCUCCGUUCAUGGGUCUGCCGCCACCAUUCCUGCCGCCGACUGGAGCGGGAGGUGCACGCCCUCCGCCCCUGGGACGCAUGCGCUCUCCGCCGCCUUCCAGCCGCGGCGAUAGGGAUCGGUACUCGGACUACAGCGAUUAUGAUGACUAUGACGACGAUGAAGAAGACGAGCGCGGCAUGGACCGCCGUCGAAGGCAUAGCGGCAGCUGGGGCCGACACCAUCGCGACUCCUACAACCACUCGCCGCGCACAUAUCGCUCGCUUUCUCCGUCGGACAGCCGUUACAACUACAACGAUACGGAGACGGACUUCAGCCCGCCCCCAAGUCCGCCGCCAGUUUCUUCAGGGCGCAGCGCGACAUCGCGACCCUACAGCGAGGUGUAAGGAAAAGGGUGUACCCUUUGUAACCAAGUCCUACCAAGUAUAUUAGACUCAAAACUAGUUCAAAUAUAUUUAUUAAUCAAUGAUUAUCGAUCGGUUGGGUCGGGGCCUCAAACCGAUUCCACAAAUAGGGAUCUCAGGAGAAUCUAUUAACAUCAACAACUGAAAAAAACACUCCUGACUGAAUGGUGAAUGAUAUCCAAGAAAAUUCAAACAAAUUAAACACAAUGACAAAAACCAA